AUGAGUGCAAGCAAUGAAGAACCUGAAACAAUCUCACUUUAUGAUAUGGUGGAUGAUGAGUCAGAAAUAAACGAAGAUCAAAAUGAUGUAGACUUGUCAUUAAAUGAUUCAAAUCAACCUUUUGCAUGCAAUAGGCAUUUGGAACCAUGUCUCAAUAUGGUAUUUGAUAAGCUUGAGGAUGCGAAAGCAUGUUAUAAUGCAUAUGCAAGGCGAAAGGGGUUUGGCAUACGAGUAAAUCAUACUCGAAAGACUAAAAAUGAUAGAAUAUUGGUUGGUAUUGAAUAUGUUUGUUCAAAGGAAGGGUUUCGUCGUAGACGUGAUGAAGACAUAGAAAGAAUAGGUCUAGAGCGUGCAGAAACAAGAGUAGGAUGCAAAGCAAUGAUAGGUUUAAAGAAAAUUGAAGAUACAUGGGUUGUGUGUAAGUUUGUGGAGGAUCAUAAUCAUGAGCUUCUUACUCCUAAGAGUACAAGCAUGCUUCGUGGGCAUAGAGCGAUAACAAAUGCCCAAAGGAAUCUUAUAGAUACACUCAAUGAGACAGGUAUACCUCCAAGCAAGAUAAUGUCUGUGUUAAGUAAAGAAUCUGGUGGUGAUUAUAAUGUUGGAUGUAUUCCGGUUGAUAUUCAAAAUUAUUUGGGUAAUAAAAGAAGAAAGUUGCUUCAAGAUGGAGAUGCCCAGGGAAUGUAUAAAUAUUUUAUUGAGCAACAAUGUAAAAAUCCAGGUUUUGUUUAUGCAGUUGAAGUUGAUGAAAAUGGGUGCAUGGGUAAUUGCUUUUGGGCAGAUGCUAGGUCAAGAAUUGCAUACCAAUAUUUUGGAGAUGUUGUUACUUUUGAUGCUACAUACCAAACAAAUACUUAUAAGAUGCCUUUUGUUCCUUUCACAGGAGUUAACCACCAUCAUCAAUCGGUGAUGUUUGGAUGUGCUUUGCUUGUGAAUGAAACAACUGAAUCUUAUACAUGGUUGUUGAAGACUUGGCUUAAUGCAAUGCUUGGAAAUCCUCCUUCUACAAUUAUCACAGAUGAUGACAAGGCUAUGGCUAAGGCAAUUGCAAAUGUAUUACCUAAUGUAACUCAUAGAUUGUGUAUGUGGCAUAUUUUACAGAAAGUUCCAGAUCAGUUGUCUCAUAUAUAUAAUAAAUAUCCAUAUUUUCAAGGAGAAUUUCACCAUUGCAUCCAUGAUACACUCACCAUUGAAGAGUUUGAGUUAGGAUGGAGUAAGAUUAUGGAGAACUAUGGAUUGGGGGAUAACGAUUGGUUGGGAAAUCUCUACAUGCGGCGUGAAAAAUGGGUUCCCGCUUACUUACGAAGGAAAUUUUGUGCUGGGAUGUCUACAACUCAAAGGAGUGAAAGCAUGAAUAAAUUUUUUAAAGAUUAUGUUCGUUCAAGUACAACGAUAAGUGACUUUGUGUAUCAAUAUGAGCAAGCUUUGAAUGCACGUUAUCUUAAAGAGAAAGAACAGGAUGUAAAGACAAAAAAUUCAGUGCCAAUUUUGAAAACAUGUUAUAAGAUAGAAGUAGAGGCGGCAAAAGUUUAUACAAGAAAGAUGUUUAUGAAAUUUCAAGAAGAGUUAUUUUGUAGUCAAAAAUACAAGGCAUCCAAAUAUUGUGAAGAAGGAGUGAAGAAGAUAUAUAAGGUGGUAGCUCACGGGAAAGAAAGUCCAUUUUAUGAAGUGUCACUGGAUACUGUUGAGACAAAAGCUAUUUGUACAUGCCAUAUGUUUGAGUUUGUUGGAAUUAUUUGUAGGCAUAUUCUUGCUGUUUUUGUGAAGAAAUCUCUUGUGCACUUUUUUCCAUCACAUUAUAUUUUAGAGAGAUGGACAAUAAAUGCCAAGAAGCGCAUUGUACAUGAAAUAUCUGGAGAUGUCGUACAGGUUGAGCCACAAAUUUCUUCUACCUUGAUGAGAAAUAGUUUGAUGCUUCAAUUUUUGGAAGUUGCAGAGGCAGCAUCACAGUCAGAGAAGAAAUACAAGCAUCUUGGACAAACUUUACAAAAGGUUCAUGAGGAGCUUCUAGGCAUGCAAGAUGUUUGUGAUGUUGAUGAUUCAGGAAGUCCUGAUAAUACUACAUUAAACAAUCAAGUAUUAUCAAAUCUUCCAAUUGCUUUGCGAGACCCUCCACAUGUUCCUUCAAAGGGAAGGCCUAAAGCUUUGAGACAAAAGCAUCCAAGAGAAAAACAAUUGACGAAGAAGAGAAAGUGUAGCAUUUGCAAAGAAACGGGUCAUAUGAGAAGCAAUUGUCCGUCACAUAAGCAUUCCAGGGAAGUUGCAAAUACAAGCUUGACACCACACUGGGAGUUAAUGCAUCAACAAAGUCAAACUGAGGAAUCUUCGAUAGCAAGGUUGAACCCAUCAGUCAUAGCAAAUACAUUGCACUCCACAAGUUUUGUACAGGAUUCUUUGCCAGCUGCAACGUAUCCUUCUACAUCAUCAUCAUCUACUAUGCAUAUACAUCCUAACCAGUCAUCAUUUACGGAUCUAUUACAACAAUUCCAAGAAAGCUGA
Quercus robur (English oak) is the source of this 2496-nucleotide messenger RNA. RefSeq names its product protein FAR1-RELATED SEQUENCE 5-like. Bases 1 to 2496 code for a protein of 831 amino acids. The transcript is spliced from 5 exons. Gene Ontology annotation, molecular function: nucleic acid binding; zinc ion binding. The record is from RefSeq and is a predicted model, not a curated record. Lineage: Eukaryota; Viridiplantae; Streptophyta; Magnoliopsida; Fagales; Fagaceae.